ACUUCCAUCACUGCUCAGCACAGGGAACUUCCUGUACCAGUACCAUGAUUGGGAAAACUACCCUGGACUGGACUUGGGCUCAAGAAAUUUCCGCCACCCCACAGCCCAGAGCCUAAAGUACAUGUGGCGUCGAAAGAAUUCGAAGCCGCAACCAUGCCAGGCCACCCCUGACAUCUACUUUGUCCUGGAAAAGUCUGAACGCAUGUCACGCGCCUGGCCACACGUUCACAAGUUUGUGGAGGAUAUGGUAAAGAGGGUGUCAAACCAGGAUCUGCGGGUGUCCAUCAUCACCUACUCCUGUAAGGGCAACGUCAUCCUACCCCUCACUGGAGACAGAGAAGAAAUCCUUAAGGGUGUUGAAAGAUUGAAGUAUAGCGUGCUGGCAGGACAUGAACACCUUUACCGAGGACUGAGGAAGGUGUGGAGGGCUAGAGCCACCUAUGUGUCCACUACUGUGGGGUCACCUCACAACGUCUCCCGUUUUUCUUUGUUUCCUUGCAGGCACAUAGGCAGUGUCUAUCGCCCCAGCAUGAUCAUCUCCUUGCUCAACAGCCCUCUGGAUGAUGAUGCCUAUCAGUAUUCAGUGGAAGAGGCUGACAAAGCUCGGAGGAUGGGAGCGUCUGUUUACAGUGUGGGUGUGGGCAGCUCUAAGAAAGAUCAGAUAGUAGGAAUUGCAGACAAACCAGAAAAUGCAUUUCCAAAUACGAAAGCCGAUCAUCUGAAUGACCUCAUUUUCCCACUAGCUUCCAAGGCCUGUCCAUCCCUUAAGUCUUUAGAUACACCGAUUAUAUGUAUAAGAGAAUCAAACCCAGUGGUAAUUCGUGGAUAUGGCUUUGACUUUGCCAUGCGUCAAGAAGAGGUUAUUUGCAGGUUCUAUUUCAGUGACAUUGAUAUGAGUUUCAAAGAUGUAAAAGCCUUCAAUCUAACCAAGACUACGGUUACUUGUCCUGGACCGAUCGUAGAGGAACCAGGAAAAGUGAUCCAUGUUCUACUCAGCCUGGACAAUGGAAGAAACUUCCUGAAUAAAAAUUUAUUUGUUGCCAGCAAGCUAUGUGGAAAAUCCUACACUACAGACGAAGCCACCACCACUAGGGAACUCACAACUAAAACAAUGACCACCACCACAACGACCACCACGACGAUCCCGCGUACCACGACGACUCUACCAACAACCACCAUCCCCACCACCCCGCUGGUCACAAAGGAACUGAAGCCAAGCAUCGACAGAUUCAUUUUUGCUCCUAUACUCCUGGCCCUGCUGCUGACUCUGUUACUGACUGGCUGUUUCUGGCAGUUGUGCUGCCUUCCGCCUGUUGAGGAGCUGCCCCUGCCUAAGCCCCAACCACAGCCCCCAAAGAAGAAACAGCCCCCCCCUCCAGUGUCUCCUCCAGCACCACCUGGAAAUCCACCCCCCAUUGUGAUCAUCUGCUGCUGUACCUGUGGUAGCCUGUCUGUGAGCAGAGACGCGGAGGGCAAUGUGACCGUGUGCAACUUCAACCCCCAAAGCUGCCACCAGUUGCCACUGAUGUGGCCUCAGACUGAUGACCAGCAGCCGUGCAUCAGCUUUGCUCUCCUGAAGGCCCUCUGUGCUCAGGACUCCUGUGGCCCCAAGGCCAUCCUGCCACCCAGCCACGAGUGUCUGCCUCUAGCCUCCUGCUCUCAGUGCAGCCAGUUCCCAGGCAGCUGCUCCAGGAUUCCGUCCAGGCUGCAGUUGCUCACCCCCUCUCUCCAGAGUCCCACGGUCACUCCAGCCCACUGA
Molecule: messenger RNA, 1759 nt
Organism: Peromyscus californicus insignis
Lineage: Eukaryota; Metazoa; Chordata; Mammalia; Rodentia; Cricetidae
Product: anthrax toxin receptor-like
Exons: 16
Coding region: 122-1759 (545 amino acids)
Cellular component (GO): membrane
Molecular function (GO): signaling receptor activity
Source: RefSeq, a predicted model, not a curated record